AUGCCGCUAGAACGUUCAAGCAACUCCUCAGUACCAACCAAGAAAGAAAUGGUUACUCUUCCAAUAGAGAUGAUAACAGCAACUGCUCAUCAUAUAUUGGAGAACGUUCUACUCUUCUUCAUGGCUCUGUUCGUAUCUUUGGGGGAGAUAAAAAGUACUUCUGGAAGGUCUGGACCCCAACCUCGUCAUUAUAUGUUCAUCCAUCCGCAACAACAAAAAACGGCUUUACGAGAGAUUCUUAAGCAACGUUCGUCCACGACAAAAG
This is a messenger RNA of Paraglomus occultum, 265 nucleotides long. Lineage: Eukaryota; Fungi; Glomeromycota; Glomeromycetes; Paraglomerales; Paraglomeraceae. The record is from the annotation of a GenBank genome assembly.